This is a messenger RNA of Vitis riparia (riverbank grape), 1285 nucleotides long. Its product is annotated as protein PHR1-LIKE 3-like. Gene Ontology annotation, molecular function: DNA binding; DNA-binding transcription factor activity. The transcript has 6 exons. NCBI's taxonomy places the organism in Eukaryota, Viridiplantae, Streptophyta, Magnoliopsida, Vitales, Vitaceae. The record is from RefSeq and is a predicted model, not a curated record. Bases 1 to 981 code for a protein of 326 amino acids.
AUGUUUGGAGGAGAAAGAGGAGGAGGACAGCGAGAACCGGGUGUUCCUUCUAUCCAUCCUUAUCAGCACUUGUAUCAACCGAUGCUUCUCCCUAAUCACCCUCAGCAAGGGAUCUUCGAGGGCCGAACUGCUUUUCCUGUCCAGGUCCAAGAGGACCGUCACCCUUCCAUUGUCUUGUCUUCUGAUCUGAAACCACGCCUAAAAUGGACACCAGAACUUCACGCUCUUUUCGUUGAUGCGGUUAAUCAGCUUGGUGGCCAUGAAAAGGCCACCCCAAAGGCUAUCAUGAAGAUAAUGCGUGUAAGGGGAUUGACUCUCUACCACUUGAAAAGCCAUUUACAGAAGUACAGGAUGAACAUAAUUUCAGGAAGGGAGGCUGCAAGAAGGGAAGCCGAAGAAGAGGGGGAACAGCAAAAGGAAGCUGCAAGUUCAUCAUCGUCACAAGAGGAAGAUGAGGUUGACAAAGCUGAAGAUGAGACAAAAGAUCAAUCGAAUGCUCAUCUGAAAAUUGAUGGUGCACAAGAGAGAUACCUGAAAGCAGCACUGGACGGUGCACACCGAGCUGCUGCAAGGGGAACAUUGGGAUGUGCUGGCGCGGAUGUCGACCUGACAGGACUUAUAGCAAGUAGGAGGGCACUGCCAUUUCCAUCCGUCAUCAAACAGUUCAACUUAUGGCCUGCCCAUUCAAGUGACAUGGUGAGAACCGGUGGUGGUAGAUUUCAGCCCCAGGGCCUAGGUCAUUCGUCAUCAACACAAGGCUGGUUGGCUUCAGAGAUGCAUUUGGAAAGUUUCAAGAAUGAUUUGGGUUUGCCUGUUGAUGGCUGCCCUGCGAUUGCUGGUGAGGAGACUAAAACCAAUGCUGGUGGUGAAGAGAACAAAACUGCCCAGGAUACUGAGGUUGACCCUGCAAGCAUAUACCUGAAUUUGGAUGAUACAGGGAUCAUUGACAUGGCACCCCACAACCCCCCUGGCUCUCCCUAGGACGAGGAAAUGUCACUGCUGCUUAGUUAUGAUUGCAGCAGAAAUAAUACCAUGGCACCAUACUUUAGCUUUGAUGUCUCAGCUAUUUAACAGAAUAUAAUUAAAUAUGAACAUGAACCUCUUGUCCUUCUGUAUGAGGACACUUAUCACAAGCAAAAAUGUCUGAGAUACCCAACAAUUAAAAGAGCCCAACCAAAACUUUAAACAGUAUUUAGAAGGCUUGGUAUAGGUGAAUCCCUUUCUCAUGACUUUUUUUGCUAGUUUCCUGUUUAUCAAUAUCAACUUAAAUCCAAGGCUUUGAAGC